ACCACAAUGGUGGACAUCAACAGCCUCAAUUCGAGGAAGAAAAAGAAGUGUGUUUUUGCUAGCAUGUAGCUAUUUAUAGAAAUACUGUUUGUCCACCAGCUUUAAUGUUUAGCUUGAUUAAAACAAAUGGCUGCACAGUGUCCAGUUGAGUCCUUUAUAAUAGGAGAGUCCAGUUCUGCGGUUAAUAAUAACGUUAAACAUUUAUCAGUCGCACCGAGUGCUCCAGCUAAAGGGAAGAAGCGAGCCAUUAGCCCGGCGGCUCCGGCGCUAGCACAGCCGAACAGCAACAACAGCAAGCGGAGGAAAGUGCACUCAGUGUCAGGAGUCAGUCACACUCCGGUUCUCCCAGUGGAAUUGGCAGAUGCAAAGGUGGUUACUACACCGGAUGUAGGUGCAGAACCGGUUACAAAGCCUCUGUCUUUUAAAGACCCCAACUUUGUGCACUCUGGUAUUGGAGGGGCGGCCGCAGGGAAAAAGAACCGGACGUGGAAGAACCUGAAGCAGAUUCUGGCAGCAGAGAGAGCACUGCCCUGGAAAAUCACUGAUCCUAACUAUUAUAACAUAGAUGCUCCUCCUUCCCUGAAGCCUCCUAAAAAGUAUUCUGAUAUUUCAGGCUUACCGGCAAACUACACAGACCCUCAGACUAAGCUGCGAUUUACCUCAUCUGAAGAGUUUUCCUACAUCCGUCUGCUUCCUACAGAUGUAGUGACAGGAUACCUGGCUUUACGAAAGGCCACGUGCAUCGUGCCCUGAUCAUCACACAAGCAAAAAAAGUACAAUUUUCUGAAUAUACACUAUAAUAUAAACACUGGGCUUGCUUCAAAAGCUGGCUGAAGGAAAUUACACCAGGCCCUAGUGACUUCCUGCAUAUGACACAGGACUACAGAGACUGAUUUGUUUUGAUCCUUGUUAACGGUACAUACGUACAUCACUGUUAGUUAAUACCUUAUUGAAUUGUAUUUGUAAGAUUUCUGCUGGUUUAUUAGAGGUUAAAAAGCUGUUUUGUAUGUUGCCAUUUCCUUUUGUUUGCUGUAAAAUAUAAAGCUGGGGCUUCUAAAGUGGUGUCUGUUAAUCUCAUUAACAUGCAGCUGUUUUGCUGACCUCUGCUGUUAUGGAUAAUAAAUUAAGAUUGCGAACAA
Molecule: messenger RNA, 1139 nt
Organism: Ictalurus punctatus (channel catfish)
Lineage: Eukaryota; Metazoa; Chordata; Actinopteri; Siluriformes; Ictaluridae
Gene: ino80c
Product: INO80 complex subunit C
Exons: 5
Coding region: 127-753 (208 amino acids)
Biological process (GO): chromatin remodeling
Cellular component (GO): Ino80 complex
Source: RefSeq, a predicted model, not a curated record